Molecule: messenger RNA, 1077 nt
Organism: Striga asiatica
Lineage: Eukaryota; Viridiplantae; Streptophyta; Magnoliopsida; Lamiales; Orobanchaceae
Source: the annotation of a GenBank genome assembly
AUGAGUGUGCUUCGAAUUCCAGAAGCCAUUGAUCCUUCAGCCGAUCUGCAGAUUUUCGGCAACCCGAAAGCUUCCUUCGAUUCGGUUUCCGAUAAAGAGAAUGUCGGGUGGGAGGAGAGUAACCAGAUUCCCAUAGAGGAAAAAUCGAGAACUGAUCGUUUUCCGACCAAGGGCUCCGAUGAAAAAAUGGUCGCUUUGGAUGAAUUUCGAGAUGAGAAGAAAAUUGACGACGAAAUCAAAGAAAUCGAGUCUCAGAUUAUGAAGCUAAAGUCGAGAUUGGAGGCCCUCAGGCUCGAAAAGGCAGAGAUGAACAUGAAAGCUCUCGAUUUCAAGAAAACUGGCGCAGAGCCCAAGUCUCAGAAGAGAGGGAUCAGUUUAGGGCCUGUUGAGAUCAUGUCCGGGGCCCGGAAAGGGACUCUUGUGGGGCCCACCGAGAUUUUCGGGCUGGCCCGGAGAAAAUCGUGCUUCUGGAAGCUGCAGGACAUUAAUGAAGAGAAGUCGAUCUCGAGGGAAACGAGCAAAAAGGGCUUCUCGAGCAUGAGCCCAAAAUCACGACGAGCCGUGACAACAAUCUCGACGAGAAAGACUUCGAAAAAGGAUGACUCGGUUCUGAACUCGGUCCAGCCAAAGAAAUUGUUCGGAGAAGGUGAAAACACGGGCUUUGCUGUGGGCUUUGUGGCUAGCAAGAAGAAGCCUUCGAGGCCCGGGAGAGUUGUGGCUAGCCGCCAGAAAUGUGAUGCUAAACGGGCCUUGCCGGAAAACAGCAGAGUGAAAAGGCGUUGGGAAAUCCCGAGUGAGAUUGUCGUUCACGGCAGUUUGAAUAUAGAGAAGUCUCCUCCUCCAUCGUCUAUUGUAUUGCUGCCUAAGAUCAAAAUUGCUCGGUUUGUGAAGGAAAGCCCUCGGGACUCGGGCCCGGAUAAGAAAGUGGCUGAGUUAAUUGGGAGAAAAUCGUUUUUUGCAAAAAAAUAUGAAAGGUGGACUCGCCCAUUUGUCAAGCUCUUACUUAUGCUGAAGAGGAUGAAGAAGCUGAGGAAGAUGAUGGGUAAUUCUCGAGGCUUGUUUGUAUCUGACUUUUAG